GGAUCUUGAUUGUGAACUGAUCUCAGCCGUCAUCCAGGUUAUCUGCCCGGACCUUAUCCUAUCGCAAUCGAUCUGUGGAUCUCGUUGUGAGGAACUUGCAUUUAAGGCCGCGAUCACAGCGUGUUUCCGCUGUCGCUCAUGCUGCCCCACUCAAUCUUUGUCUUGUUACUCACUUUUCUCUUGAUGACACAGUGUCCAAACUGCAAUGUAGAGGUGCACAAUCGCGGCCUGUCCGUUCACCUGAGCCGAUACUGCAAGAUACGUGAUAUAGCCACCACGUCAGCUCUCGCUGAGCGGCGCGAGCGCGGGGAAGCUAUUUCUGAAGCUACUCGUUUGGAAGAUGAACGCAGGCAGGAAGAACAACGUGAAGAAGAGUGGGAGCACCUACGGCAACUACGGCAGCCUCGAGUGGAUGAGGUGCCGGAUAUUGAAAUGGAGCCACGGCCAUCAGGGCGUCCAAAUCGACAAAUCCGCCUCCCCAUGCGUUAUCGUAAUGAAGUCCCAGUCCUACCGAUCCCGGCCCCACCUCCCAUUGAUCGGGACGAGCCUGUAUCAGCGCUCGGAGACCCACCAGAUAUUGAGAUGGACUCUGAUGACAGAUCAUCACAUCAUAGCCAUGCAGAGCAUCCCGAGUGGUUCUGCACUGAUACAGACACAUUCGACCUUUUUCGUGAAUAUCCUCAUUCAUUUCCAACAUAUGACCCCGAACAUUCAGCCUACUUUGACGCACUUUGUGACUCCUCAGCAUUCCAGCAUGUUGAUGGGGACGCCGAUUACGAACGGCCGUGGUAUGCUGGCUUCGGACAAUCACUCGAGGCAGUCCACCAUGAUUACUUCGCACCAUUCCUUAAUGCCACUGUUUUUCGGCUCAUGACAUGGUUUUACAACUCGUCGAUCUCGAAAUCACUGCAAGAUCUCAAUUGUUUAGUCAACGAUGUCAUUUUAGCGGAGGAUUUCUGCCGAGAGGAUUUGCUAGAUUUCAAUGCAUCUAGGGAGGCAUCGCGUCUUGAGAAGGCCCAACAUGACCCUGCCUCCUCGAUAUUCUCCUCUGAUGGAUGGCAUGAAACCUCGGUGAAGAUCCGACUUCCUUGUGAAAAAGACAAGUUCUCCUCUGAAGAUUGCGCGCCUGAAUUUGAAGUUAAUGGGCUUUAUUACCGCAAGCCAUUGGAAGUGCUCAAAUCUGCAUACCAGGAGGUUGCAGCGAAGACGUUUCACACAAAGCCAUACAAACUAUUCUGGCAACCUGACGACGACGAACCUCCAGAGAGGAUCAUUACCGAGCUGUACACAUCUGAUGCCAUGCUUCAAGAGCAUGAGAAGCUCGACUCGCAGCCAAAUGAACCAGGCUGUAACCUGGAAACUGUCAUUGGUGCGAUCAUGCUCUGGUCUGACUCUACUCAUCUAGCAAGUUUUGGAAACGCUUCUCUGUGGCCGAUAUACUUGUUUAUUGGCAAUCAGUCAAAGUAUAUUCGCGGCAAGCCAACAUCAUUCGCAGCGCAUCAUCUCGCAUAUAUUCCAAAGCUAUCAGAUACUAUCCAAGAUUUCUACAAGAAGACUUUUGGUCGUAGUGCGACGGGAGCAGUGCUCACACACUGCAAACGUGAAUUAAUGCAGGCCGUUUGGCACUUCCUACUCGAUGCCGAUUUUAUAGAUGCAUAUCAACAUGGCUUUGUUGUCAAGUUCCCUGAUGGAGUCUCUCGUCGCGUGUUUCCUCGUUUUUUUACUUAUUCUGCUGAUUAUCCAGAGAAGGUUCUACUUGCGUGCAUGAAAUUCCUUGGAAGGUGUCCAUGCCCACGGUGUCUUGUUAGCAAGGACAACAUUUUCAAAUUAGGGACAAAGUUCGAUCGACGACACCGCACCAGAAAUUCUCGAGUCGACAAUCAUCCACGGCGUAGUUUCAUUGAACGAGCCCGUGAACUCAUAUUUGUUCAAGGCUAUAGUGUAGUCAGCGCUGCAAUUGAGAGAAUCGUCGGUACCACCUCUGUGGCACCUAUUCGUAAUGCCUUUUCAGAGAAGUUUUCCAAGUUCGGUUUCGAUUUCCACUCGAUGCUUGUGCCUGACUUUAUGCACGAGUUUGAGUUGGGAGUAUGGAAGGCAACCCUUACUCAUCUUCUCCGAAUUUUGUAUUCAUAUGGAGGUACUGCUGUGCAAGAUCUCAAUGAGCGGUCUUACGAAACUUGCAGCGCGUGAUUUUGAAGACCUGCUUCAGUGUGCAAUGCCAGUAUUUGAUGGUCUUCUACCGGAACCGUUCAACAACUCAAUCCUCAACCUUCUGUUUGAGCUGGCCACCUGGCAUGCAUUUGG
Molecule: messenger RNA, 2304 nt
Organism: Suillus bovinus
Lineage: Eukaryota; Fungi; Basidiomycota; Agaricomycetes; Boletales; Suillaceae
Exons: 7
Coding region: 139-2190 (683 amino acids)
Source: RefSeq, a predicted model, not a curated record